UCUUUUGCAGAGCUAGGCCUGCCAGUGAAAGCAAACGCAGUCAAUGCAGAGUGUUUGUGUUCCGGAGCAGAAAAUAAAAACAUUUACAGUGGAUACGAACAGACGGGCAUUAAAAGCGAAAAGACAGAAAUAGAAUACAUUUGUUUUUUGAAAAGGGUCUGUGAGACGUGCAAUUUGGAUGCCCUUAUUAAAACUGGUCAAUAUUUCAUCAUGAAUAGAAAUAAGCGUGAAAAAGAAUACUACAGUUUAGAUGUUGGAGAUUCAACAUUUACUGUUUUGAAACGCUAUCAAAAUUUAAGACCUAUUGGCUCAGGGGCCCAGGGAAUUGUCUGCUCAGCGUAUGACCACAACCUUGAAAGAAAUGUUGCCAUUAAGAAACUUAGUCGUCCUUUUCAAAAUCAAACCCAUGCCAAAAGAGCUUACCGAGAGCUGGUGCUAAUGAAGUGCGUCAAUCACAAGAAUAUUAUUGGCCUGCUUAAUGUAUUUACACCCCAAAAAUCUCUUGAGGAAUUCCAGGAUGUUUACAUUGUUAUGGAGCUGAUGGAUGCCAAUCUCUGUCAAGUGAUUCAGAUGGAGUUAGACCAUGAGCGAUUGUCCUACCUACUGUAUCAGACGCUAUGUGGAAUCAAACAUCUUCAUUCGGCUGGAAUCAUACACAGGGAUUUAAAACCCAGUAAUAUUGUAGUGAAGUCAGACUGCACACUGAAGAUCCUUGACUUUGGACUAGCCAGGACAGCAGCCACUGGCUUAUUGAUGACACCUUAUGUGGUCACGCGCUAUUACAGGGCACCUGAGGUCAUUCUUGGAAUGGGAUAUCAAGCAAAUGUGGAUAUAUGGUCUGUGGGGUGCAUUAUGGCAGAAAUGGUUCGCCACAAAAUCCUGUUUCCAGGAAGGGACUAUAUUGAUCAGUGGAACAAAGUCAUUGAACAGUUAGGGACACCAUCCCAAGAGUUUUUGAUGAAACUCAACCAAUCCGUUAGAACCUAUGUGGAAAACCGACCCAGGUAUGCUGGAUAUACCUUUGAAAAGCUUUUCCCAGAUGUCCUUUUUCCAGCUGAUUCGGAGCACAACAAGCUCAAAGCUAGCCAAGCAAGAGAUUUGUUAUCUAAAAUGCUUGUAAUAGAUGCAUCCAAACGAAUCUCUGUGGAUGAGGCUCUUCAGCAUCCAUACAUUAAUGUCUGGUAUGAUCCUGCUGAAGUGGAAGCUCCCCCACCACUGAUCACUGAUAAGCAGUUAGAUGAAAGAGAACACACAGUCGAGGAGUGGAAAGAGUUGAUAUACAAGGAAGUCCAUGAAUGUGAAGAGAGGACGAAAAAUGGGGUAAUCCGAGGACAACCUGCAUCUUUAGGUGCAGCAGUGAUUAAUGGCUCCCAGCAUCCGUCAUCGUCUUCAUCUGUCAAUGAUGUAUCCUCCAUGUCAACAGACCCCACAUUGGCUUCAGACACUGACAGCAGUUUAGAAACAUCAGCUGGACCACUUGGCUGCUGUAGAUGACUCUCAUCUUUUUUUGGUCCUUGUGUUUGUGCUAGAUAGUAUAGUUUUUAAAAAUGCUCCAGCUUGAUUUUUCCAGAAUGCUAAUUAGGCUGUAAAUUAUUGGCUUUUUUUUUUUUCUGGAAAGAACCUGAGAACAGAUUUCACUUUUAAACACUAAGGUGUCUAUUUGCGAUCAGUGGAAAUUAAAGUUGGUUCAGUUUUUUAAUAGUUUGUUUUUCAGCUAGUGUUAAAUCCCAAGGUUACAAAUUUAUUUUGCCAUAUUGCUGUAGAAUUCUUAAAUUAAUUUGUAAAGAUUUAUGAUGGAUAUUUUUUAAUCCUUUUUAUUUUAAAUUCAAUUUGCUGUGAGAUAUUUUGCCACAUUUGAUUUUACUUUGAUUUGUUCAUGAUGUCUUCUAUGACAUGUGACAGAGGACAUUUUUUCAGUUUAGUUCAUAAAUAGAUAUUGUAUAAAAUACAUGUAUUCUAUUACUAGAAAAACAACAAUAUUUGAUUUAAAUUUGUCUAGAAAACAACUGAAAAUCGUCUGAUACCUAACUACUUUCA
Messenger RNA from Polyodon spathula (Mississippi paddlefish), 2037 nucleotides. Its product is annotated as mitogen-activated protein kinase 8. Gene Ontology annotation, molecular function: JUN kinase activity; ATP binding. The transcript has 12 exons. Gene Ontology annotation, biological process: JNK cascade; protein phosphorylation. Gene Ontology annotation, cellular component: nucleus; cytoplasm. Bases 211 to 1494 code for a protein of 427 amino acids. NCBI's taxonomy places the organism in Eukaryota, Metazoa, Chordata, Actinopteri, Acipenseriformes, Polyodontidae. The record is from RefSeq and is a predicted model, not a curated record.